AUGGCAUGCGGAUGUGCAGUCCAACUUUUCUGCUGGAUUUGUCUACUGUUCACAGUAAUGCUGUUUAUUGGAUUCAUUCAUGUGGUCUGGGAAGCAACCAUCUCGAAAAGUGACUUUUGUUCCCGAGCUCAACUUCUAACUGGUGUAGAAUGUGCCAAAAAAACGCGACGUCUAGAAAAUGCACUAAUGGCCAUAAAUCAAACAACUCGAUUUUUACGACCACCAUUGGAAUAUCAAAAAGUAGUCGACCUUUGUGAAAACACACAGAACUGCUUUACAAAAAUAACUUGUGAAGAUGGUCAUGACUUUGUAGCGGAUGUGAUGGGCAAUUUUCCAGCAUGCGAGUUUUAUAAAUUUUAUACGACGGAGUUUAGUCAAUGUGCUGAGAGAAUUCGAUUCAACCGUUGCAAACAAUGGCUAGACAUCCAGCCCUGCAUUUAUGAUGCCAUUUAUGAGGAAUGUAAUUUUGAUGGAAACUCUACAGAUUUGGUUACUCGCUAUUCUGAAACAGCUCGAGAUUUCUACCGAUCCAUGUACUGCGAGCCAAAACCUGAACGGAUCAACACCAUUGAUAUUGAGUAUGAAAUUAUUGGUCUGGUUGGACAGAGUUAA
Messenger RNA from Caenorhabditis briggsae, 612 nucleotides. NCBI's taxonomy places the organism in Eukaryota, Metazoa, Nematoda, Chromadorea, Rhabditida, Rhabditidae. The transcript is spliced from 5 exons. The record is from RefSeq and is a predicted model, not a curated record. The coding region runs from base 1 to 612 and encodes 203 amino acids.